GUCUUCUAUUCGCGGACUUUUUCUUUUUAAAAAAAUAAAACUUCGAUCCUGCGCAGUUAGAACGAGUUGUUCCCAGGGCCGCGAAUUGAAAAGCAAAAAAGUAAAGCGCUGACUCCUUAUAUAUUUUAAAAAAAAUGCGUUGGGAGGGGUUAUUUAUUUCAGACAAAUGAAUAUAAAUGGAACCUAACUCAUGGGCUUCCAGUGACCAACGGGAAGAUGUGGAAGAUUUGCUUGCUAACAUUGUAGCAUUAAGAGGUCAUCUAAAGAAAACAGAAAAAACUUUACAAGACUUGGGAGAACAGCUUUAUAGUAAUAAUUCAAAUUCUGAACUUGGUGUUCAUGACAGUGAGCUUGAAAUUUUAACACUGAAAGAUCUGGUUGAUUCUUCUGAAUUACAGAAUAGUACUGUGAGCAAAAUGUCUUGGCAUAACAGUGAUUCUUCAAGGAAACCCAGGAGCAAAUCAUAUUCAGUGGCUUUUGAUAAGAGUAUGGAAGAGGAAAAUGAACUUCUAAGGGACAAACUGAAUGUAGUCCGUGAAAACAAUGCUGCAUUAAUUUCUCAGAAUCACAAACUAAUGAAUGAAAUUGAAACUUUAAAGUUUGAACUAAACCAGGCAAGAGCACAAAUAUCUUUCCUGGAAUCUACUUUGAGUACAUGUUCAGUCCAUGUUCCAAUAUUAGAAGAACAGAUAGCAAGCUUGGAAGCAGAUGUUCAAGCUCAGGAUAGUCUUCUAAAAGAUACAGAAGAUAAAUUAGAAGAAAGCCAGAAAAUGCUAAUGGAAAAAGAAUGUGAUUUGCAGAAAUUAAAGGAGGAUUAUAGAAAAAUGAAGCAUGAUUUAAUUGGAUGGUCCAAACAAGGGAAGAGAACUGAACAGCAAAGAAAUGAAGCACUGUAUAAUGCUGAGGAGUUGACAAGAACAUUUAAACAGUACAAAGAGAAAAUAACUAAUAAACUGGAAAAGGUCCAAGUUGAAGAACAAAUUUUAGAAAAAAAGUUAAUAAACUGUGUAAAUGAAAAGGAGAAGUUGCUCACACAAUGUAAUGCCUAUAAAAGUGAGCUUGAAAAUAUAAAAGCUCAAUUGAGACUGUUAACUGAAGAGAAUUGUACUGGAAUACAAAACCUUAAAACUAUGGAAACAAAAAUGUCUGAAGUGGAAUUUUUGCUCAAACACUCUCAGCAAAAGAAUCAGAUCCUUGAAAAUAAACUUCAGGAACAAAAAACAGGACUUCAAGAAAAAAAUGCCAUAAUAAAUGAAAAUGAAGAUUUAAAAGCACUAAUUGCACAACAAAAAAAUCAGCUUAACUUGCAUCGUCAAGAAAUUCAACAUUCAAAAAUUGAACUGAAAACUUUAGAAAAUGUUAUUUUCCAGUUGACCCAAAGCUCAUCAAAAGAGGAUAAUCACUCUAAUGAAAUGUGCAGCAAUUGGUCUGAAAUAGAUGGUCUUCUGAAAGAAGAGCUAAGACAAAAAAUUAACUUUCAAGAAGCAGGAAUUCAGAAACUUCAGACAGAAUAUGUGACCUGUAAGUUAGGUCAAGAUUGCUCUGAAGAUGAUGAGGGACAGGAAUUGAAUGGUCUAGAAACUGAACCAGUAAAACUCAGUGGAAAUCAGGCAGGGACAAAGUGCGAACAACUGGAACUUAUUAGUAAACAAUUUGAAAAAGAAAAGCAAAUAUUAAAUAGAAAUUUAGAAGAACUGCGUAUUAAACUGGAAAAAUCAGAAGAAGAAAGUGCUAUUUUAAAAAACAACAUCGCCCAGAGAACUAAUCAAUUUCAAACAAUACAGGAAGAGCUAUUAGAGAAAGCUGCAAAAUCAUGUCGCUUGGAAAGAGAAGUAGCAAGAAUAUCCUCCCAGUUUUCCAUCCUUGAAAAACAGUUGGAAGAAAAAACUUUUGCUUAUGUAACUGCACUUGCAAGAAAUACUGAAUUGGAACAGGAAUUAAUGGCAAUGAACUCUGAGCUUCAAAGCAUGGAAAGAAACAUCACUAAAGAACAAAAUCACUUCUCUACAAUAUUAGAAGAAACAAAGUUAAUUAAUCAUGAGCAACAGAAGGAGAUGAAAAACCAAAUUGAUUUACUACAGUCUCAACUAGAAACUAAAAACCAACAAUUUCUAGAACAAGAGAAAACAAUGUCCAUUUUCCAGCAGGAUAUUUUAUAUAAACAACAUCAGCUUGAAUCAUUGGAUCGACUAUUAAUAGAAAGCAAAGAGGAAAUGAAAAAACAAAGAACAAAAAAAGAUGAAGCUUUAAAGAAAUUACAAGACCAAUUUGCUGAUGAAACUGUCAAGGUCAAACAUUUACAAAAAGCGUUAGAAAGCUGUAAGCAAGAUAUAGCUUUGUAUUUAGAACAUUUAGAAGAAAAUAAAGUGUUGUUUGAAAAGCAAUUGGAGAAAAAGUCUGAAGAGAUACAGAGGUUGCAAAAAGAAAUAAAGCAUAAGAAUGACAAUCUUCAGUCAACUAGUGAACAAAAUCUUGCUCUACAGCAGAGUCUACAGCAGCAGCAGCAAAUGUUACAUCAAGAAACCAUUAGGAAUAGUGAAUUAGAUGACAGCCAAGUAUACCUCCAAAAGCAGGUAUCAAAACUAGAGCAAGAACUUCAAAAGCAGAAGGAUAUGUUGGAAGAAGAAUUGAGAAGAACAAAUGAAAGGCUUCAUUUAGCCACUGAAGAAAACAAUGUGAAACGGCAAAAAAUAGCAGAACUUACUGCUACAAUCAGGCAGAUUAAACAAGAGAUGGAUCAGUGUAAAGAUGAGUUAAUAGACAUGGAGAAAGAAUUAGUGCAUUUAAGAAGAGACGGUCAUAGUAAAGCGACGCAGCUGAGCCAACUGGAAAUUACUUUACAGCAGAGAAUCUCAGAAUGUAAUAAAAAGACACAUCAAGUGAAAGAAUUAGAAGAUAAGCUGCUUAUAAGUGAGACCCAGCAAAAAGAUUCCAUACAGAAAAUAGAAUCUCUAGAUAAUGACCUGAAAAACACCACUGGGGAGUUAAAAACUACUUUGAGACAACUGCAAGACCUUCGGGAUACAUUACAGAAUGCACAGAUAUCCCUAGAGGAGAAGUAUACUACUAUCCAUGAUUUAACAGAUGAAUUAAGAGAAUGCAAGGAUGAACUUGAAGAGAAAAAGCAAGAACUUCUUGACAUGGAAAAAGUGCUGAAAGAAAGAAAUUGGGAUUUGAAACAAAGAGCAGCUCAGGUUACACAGUUGGAUAUGUCAAUUCGUGAAUACAGGGGAGAAAUGGAACAAAAAAUAAUUACAUUGCAAGGUAGCUUGGAAAAAGCUGAGCUGCAGAUAAAAGAUUAUAAUAAACAGAUUGAAAGUUUGGCAAGCAAGGCACAACGUUCAAAAGAGGAGCUUCAAGAACAAGAGUAUAAUAUUCUUCAACAAGAUCAAGAGAUAAAUCAUCUUAGAAAAGAGAAUGAACAAAAGCAGCAAAGAAUAACAGAUACUGAGAAAAAGCUGAAAGAUCAAGAAAGGCGUAUUGCAGAACAGUAUAAAGAAAUACUUGAUUUGGGGCAACAGUUGAGACUGGAACGUGAAGCAAUGAAACAAGUUCAUGUGGAUCUAUUAGAGAGUCGUCGCCAACAGGCUCAAGCUCAGAGAGAUGUGGACAGGAUCUCUCUUGAACUGGAAGAAGUGAACCAUAUCUCACAUGAAAAAGAAACCCGUGUAAAUAAUUUGGCAGAACAGUUGGGAGCAGCUCAGGUGCGAGAAACUGAGUUAGAAGCAAGGAUGCAAACUGAGAUUAAAAGGCUCACUGCAGAAAUACAUUUGCUAAAACAGUCUUUCUUAUCAGAGAAACUUUCCCAUGAAGAAGAACAGACAAAAUGGCAGCAGUCACUAUCUAAAUCUCAUCAUGUUAAUGGGCAACUACAACAGAUCAAAAUGGAACUGGAUGAUGCUCAAGACACUGUUUAUAAUCUACAACAACAGCUUCAGUCCAGAGAUGAUACGAUUCAAACAACCAAUGAAAAGUUGCUUCUUAAAGAAUCUGAACUUACAAGAUUACAAACAAGAAUUGCAGUUCAUGAAAGAACAGCAAGCAUCAAGCAACUAAUAGAACAUCAUUGGUCUGAUGAUCAAGGACUUGACUUUGCCAAGCAUUCCACUUGCAGAAAACUACGGCGUUCAACAAGCACCAGUGAUCUAAAUAUUAAGGACAAUAAAAACAUACUAAGUCAAAACCAGACAGUUACACUACACUCUUCAGUGAGUUCUGAAAUGUCAAAGUAUAUAUCUCAUGCUUCAUCAAAGAGUUUGAAUGAGUCUUCCUUUGAUCCUUUGACAUACAAUGUAGACGAAGAAGUAACUUGUAACAGUAAUGACUUUCAAACACUCAGUGGCAUGCUGAAGUAUAUCAACAAGGAGAUAAAGGAUUCUGAAAAUUCUUCACUAUAAUUUUUAUCUGCUGUAAAGAAAAAUCAAGAAGAAAGUUUCUGAAGAAAUAAGUGUGCUGGCAUGCAACUGACCACAGAUGGAUUUAUGGGCACGGCAUGGAGUUCAUAAGAACAGUUUAUAGAAACCACAAAUAUAAUUAUUUUUAGUAACUUUCCACCGAAAAUUAUUUUCUGUGCUUUUUCAGUAUUUAUAUUAUUUCUUACACUAGUAAUG
This is a messenger RNA of Pseudonaja textilis, 4610 nucleotides long. The record is from RefSeq and is a predicted model, not a curated record. Lineage: Eukaryota; Metazoa; Chordata; Lepidosauria; Squamata; Elapidae.